Colossoma macropomum (tambaqui) is the source of this 1095-nucleotide messenger RNA. It is a transcript of the gene rpl5a, whose product is annotated as ribosomal protein L5a. Gene Ontology annotation, molecular function: structural constituent of ribosome; 5S rRNA binding. NCBI's taxonomy places the organism in Eukaryota, Metazoa, Chordata, Actinopteri, Characiformes, Serrasalmidae. Gene Ontology annotation, cellular component: ribosome; cytosolic large ribosomal subunit. The record is from RefSeq and is a predicted model, not a curated record. Bases 133 to 1026 code for a protein of 297 amino acids. The transcript has 8 exons. Gene Ontology annotation, biological process: ribosomal large subunit assembly; translation.
UGUGCCGUGUGCGCUCGCGCUGCCCUAUUUCCUGCCCCGUGCCCUGGUCCGCUUCCUUUUCUCAGUGCAGCGGGAGCAGUAUCGGAGUCUAAGGGCUUCAUCUCCUGACCGGGGAGAUCUAACGAGCGCAGAAUGGGUUUUGUUAAAGUAGUGAAGAGCAAGGCGUAUUUCAAGAGGUACCAGGUCAAAUACAGGAGGAGGCGAGAGGGAAAGACCGACUACUUCGCUCGCAAGCGCCUUGUCAUCCAGGAUAAGAACAAGUACAACACACCCAAGUACAGGAUGAUCGUUAGAUUCUCUAACAGGGAUAUUGUUUGCCAGAUCGCGUAUGCCAAGAUUGAGGGCGACGUGAUCGUCUGCGCUGCUUACUCUCACGAGUUGCCGAAAUACGGCGUUUCUGUGGGUUUGACGAACUACGCCGCUGCUUACUGCACUGGUCUGCUGUUGGCACGUCGGCUGCUGAACAAGUUCAGUCUGGAUAAGGUGUAUGAGGGCCAGGUGGAGGUGACCGGUGAGGAGUUUAAUGUCGAGAGUAUCGAUGGUCAGCCAGGAGUGUUUAGCUGCUAUCUGGACGCAGGGCUCACCAGAACCACCACCGGAAAUAAAGUUUUCGGGGCCCUCAAGGGAGCGGUGGACGGAGGACUGUCCAUUCCACACAGCACUAAGCGGUUCCCGGGCUACGACUCUGAAAGCAAAGAGUUCAAUGCUGAGGUUCACAGGAAGCACAUCAUGGGCGUGAACAUUUCGGAGUACAUGAGCUACCUGAUGGAGGAGGACGAGGACGCCUACAAGAAGCAGUUCUCCCAGUACAUCAAGAACGGAGUCACUCCUGAGUCGGUGGAGGGAAUGUACAAAAAGGCUCAUGCUGGCAUUCGUGAGAACCCAGUCCAUGAGAAGAAGCCUCAGAGAGAGAUCAAGAAGAAGAGGUGGAACCGUAAGAAGCUCACUCUGGCCCAGAGGAAUGACCGCGUGGCCCAGAAGAAGGCCAGCUUCCUCCGAGCUCAGGAAGCCGCUGAAGAUGAGUGAAGAGAUGAACAGUCUGUUCCUGCUCCAAAGAAAGUGUGCACCUUAUCCAAAUAAAGCAUUUGGAAAGGA